UUAGCUCUGUCUUAAAGAGUUCAGUCUCUUGGCUGCAUAGGCAGAGCGUGCAGCACCUGUCUGUCAGUAUGAGAGAGAUCAUGUUGGAGAGGAGAGCUCAAGGUGUGGAGUCUCUUAGUCUCUGAAGUUUCCUCCUGGAAAGGAAAUGAUUUGUGUGUGUCUGCGAUUCGAAGGAUUUGGCUCUAAUGUUGGUUAUCUAUUGUGAAAAUUGUGUGGAAUCUGCUAGGGCUGCCACACAACAAAUAGUAUUUUUUAUUGGUACUGCUUGACUGGAGGGGACUUGGUAAACCAUGAAAAUGGACAUGGAGGGAGCUGAUAUGACGCUCUGGACAGAGGCUGAGUUUGAAGAGAAAUGCACCUACAUAGUGAAGGAUCACCAAUGGGACAGCUCCUUGGAUGGGACUCAGCUCAAGCAGGCACAGGCAUCCCUGCCCAGAAAUCUCCUUUUCAAAUAUGAUUCUGUCAGCAAAAAGGUGAUCGGAGUUUUUAGCAAAGAGUAUAUUCCAAAAGGAACAAGGUUUGGCCCGUAUAUUGGGGAAAGUUACACAAUUGACACCGUUCCCGAGAAAGCAGACAGAAACUACUUUUGGCGGAUUUAUUCAAAUGGGGAGUUUCACCACUACAUUGAUGGGUACAAUGAAGAUAAAAGCAACUGGAUGCGCUAUGUCAACCCAGCACACUCUCUUCACAAGCAGAAUCUGGCUGCCUGUCAAAAUGGCAUGGAUAUUUAUUUCUAUACCAUUAUGCCUAUCCCAGCGGAUCAUGAACUGCGAGUGUGGUACUCCCGGGACUUUGCGAAGAGACUUAAUUAUCCUCUGUGCAAUGAUGUUUUGACAAAUCUCCAGCAAAGUCUUUCUAUUACGGAGGAUCAAAUGUCCGAUAAAGUGGGCAUCAAAAAGAGCACCCCUAAAAAGGAGCACAGUGUGGAAGAGAUUCUUAAAGACACACCACAUCAACCAAAAAUAAAGAAUUUUCCUCUGAACAAUAUUGUUGCAGUUUCUCCAGGAAAAGAUACAGUGGACUUACGUAAAAACUGUAGCCCAGAGAAACCUUUAAUUCCACGUGUUGUCUAUCCAUUCCAGAGUCACGUACAUGAAGACUACUUAAAGCCUUCUCUUGGAUACACAUUUGAGAGAAACAAUUAUUUUGUGCAUUCUCCAACUCAGCCAUCCACAACACCAAGCCCUUCAUCAAGAGGCAGUCCAGAUCAAAGCUAUAAAAGCUCCAGUCCACACAGCAGCCCUGGGUCUUCAGUUUCACCUCCACAUUUGUCACAAGAACACAGAGAAUUGUAUCCGUUCUUGAACAGACCAUAUUUCACCGAAGCAAUGGGAUCCCUACAUGGUUAUCCAUCUCCAACCAGUCAUCUUCCACAGACAUUUUUACCAGCCUAUAACUCUUCAUAUCCAAAGUUCUUGUUACCUUCCUACAGCAUUGGUUGCAAUGGCUUAAAUGCAUUAAACAACAUUAAUGCCAUGAAUAAUUUCAAUCUCCUUCCGAGAAUGUACCCUGUUUACAGCAAUAUAAUCGGUGGUGGAAAUAUCUCUCAUCACAUGCUUAAUCAGGCUAGCCUCCCGGGUUCUUUGGUUCAUGAAGGCAGUCGUAGACUAAUACAACCUGAACAGCCACGAGACUUUCUUAUCCCUGCACCCAAUAGUGCCUUCUCAAUUACAGGAGCUGCUGCUAGCAUGAGGGACAAGCAAAUAAGUCCAACAAGUGGGUCACCUACUGCUGGCACAGCGGCAACUGAGCAUGUAAUGCAACCAAAAUCUACCUCAGCUGUGAUGACCACAAGCACCGAAGAAGCCAUCAAUCUCAUUAAGAGCAAGAGAACCAUGACUGGUUAUAAGACUCUUCCAUACCCCUUGAAGAAGCAGAAUGGCAAGAUCAAAUAUGAGUGUAAUGUUUGCACAAAAACAUUUGGACAACUCUCAAAUCUUAAGGUGCAUCUUCGGGUACACAGUGGUGAGCGGCCAUUCAAAUGCCAGACCUGCAACAAAGGAUUCACACAACUGGCACAUCUACAGAAGCACUUUUUGGUACACACAGGGGAGAAGCCUCAUGAAUGUCAGGUAUGUCAUAAACGGUUCAGCAGCACAAGCAAUUUAAAAACUCAUUUGCGGCUCCAUUCUGGGGAGAAACCCUACCAGUGCAAGCUGUGCCCUGCAAAAUUUACUCAGUUUGUUCAUCUCAAACUCCACAAACGUCUUCACACAAGAGAACGGCCUCAUAAGUGUAUUCAUUGUCAGAAGAGUUACAUCCACUUAUGCAGCCUCAAUUUGCACAUGAAAUUAAUUUGUCCCUUAUCUCCAAGGUCUGGUUUGACCAGAGAGGAACUUACUCGUCUCAAUGAAGAGAUUGAGAAGUUUGAUAUCAGUGACAGUGCAGACAGAUUAGAUGACCUGGAAGAUAUGGACAUGUUGUCUACUUUGGAAAAUGAAAUGAUGUCUCUUCUUAGGAGAGAGAUCGAAGGUGCAAGUAUAGCAAGGAACACCGGAAAUGGUCUUCACAUGUCUUGUCGUACCUUUUAUGAACAUUCAGACAAGGUGAUUAAGGGAAAUAACGAGCUUUGUGGCAGCUUCAUGUUGCCAGUCAAGGUUAAACAGGAAUCCAUUGAUCAAACAGACUCUUAACUGACAGAACAAGUGUUAUUCAUUGGACGUCAAGGAUCACGGCGCAGUUUGUAGUCUUUUUUUUUUUUUUAUUUGUUUGUUGCACUGCCGCAUAGAACCUUGAAAUUUCCACGUCUCUUAGAUUAACCUUAUCACCACGAAUGAACUCCUGUAUUCUCAGGGCAAAAGACAAACCAGGGACCCGAAUAUCCCUUUUCACUUAAUAUUAUUAAAAGACAAUCAUUUAUCCAUAAUUAUUUGUCAUUUAAAAAAAGUACAUAAUUUAUUAUGCAAUGUAUCAUUCUAAAAGCAAUAAUUACCUAAUGUUUACAAUGACAGGAAAAACAAUCUCAUUGUAAUUUGUCUAUCUAUAAAGAUGCAUAUAUGUUUAUGUACAUAAUUUUCAUGUGGCCAUUGAAAUGUAGAUAUUCUCGGCAGGUUUCUUUGUUUUUGGUUUUUAACUUAAGAAAUGUUUAAAGACAAAAGUUUAGAAUUUCCAAACCAAUGAACAACAUAUUGUUGCCAAA
This is a messenger RNA of Pelobates fuscus (common spadefoot toad), 3139 nucleotides long. RefSeq names its product PR/SET domain 1 (gene PRDM1). Lineage: Eukaryota; Metazoa; Chordata; Amphibia; Anura; Pelobatidae. Gene Ontology annotation, molecular function: RNA polymerase II cis-regulatory region sequence-specific DNA binding; DNA-binding transcription repressor activity, RNA polymerase II-specific; protein binding. The transcript has 7 exons. The record is from RefSeq and is a predicted model, not a curated record. Gene Ontology annotation, biological process: cell fate commitment; regulation of transcription by RNA polymerase II. Bases 291 to 2633 code for a protein of 780 amino acids. Gene Ontology annotation, cellular component: cytoplasm; nucleus.